AUGCCAAGCCUGAGCACGAAGGACUACAGCGUGGGCUGGAUUUCGGCCAUCGAGCCAGAAUAUGUUGCGGCAGAAUUAUUUCUGGAUGAACCACACGAGCGCCCUACCGAUUUAUCGUCUGAUGACGACAACGAUUAUACUUGGGGCAGGAUCGGGCAGCACAAUGUGGUCAUCUCCGCUCUUCCAAAGGGAGAAUACGGCAUAUCUUCAGCUACUGGCGUUGUGAAGGAUAUGAUCCGUAGCUUCGCCAAUAUUCGGGUUGCCCUCAUGGUUGGCAUCGGCGGUGGUGCACCAAGCUCAAAGCAUGACAUUCGGCUUGGUGAUAUAGUUGUUGGGGUUCCUGGUCAAGGCGAAGCUGGCGUUCUGCAAUAUAACUUUGGCAAGACAAUCCAAGGCGAAAGCUUUAAGCCCACUGGUUUCAUCCGAGCACCGUCUAGAUUCCUACUUGGGGCGGUACAGGGACUCAGCAAACAACACAAGAUCAAGGGUCAUAAGAUUGAGGAGAUGGUCAACGAAGUUCUCAAUAACUAUCCGCGGCUGAGAGCAGAAUUUGGACGGCCGGAACUUGCGACUGAUCGACUAUAUAAGAGUGAUGUUGUCCAUCCGUCUGGUAGCGAAGCACCUUGCCAUACUGCUUGCAGCGAUGAUAAAUCCUCGUUAAUUAUCAGACGUGAGCGUUCCGGAUAUGACGAUAAUCCCAAGAUCCACUACGGUCUGAUCGCAUCCGCCGACAAUCUUAUGAAGGAUGCUCAGAUUAGGGAUCGAUUUGUCAAAGAAAACGAUGUUCUAUGCUUUGAGAUGGAAGCAGCUGGUUUGGUCAAUCAUUUCCCUUGUCUUGUGAUACGUGGUAUCUGUGACUACUCCGAUUCCCACAAAAAUAAAGAGUGGCAAGGCUAUGCGGCGAUGGUUGCCGCGGCCUAUGCUAAGGACCUGCUAAAUCGGCUUGCCCCGGCUCAAGUUGAGAAAGAAACAAAGGUCACUCUAGUGCUGUCGGCUGGGAAUACCUAUAAUAAUGGGGACACCUAUAGUAAUACCAUCACGUUCGGGAACAACAACCGUGGCUUCCAAGUUGGUCAAAACAGCGGUACAAUUACGCAGGGAGCAGCCCAUUCAGGUUCAAAUUGGUGA
Messenger RNA from Penicillium manginii, 1128 nucleotides. Its product is annotated as Nucleoside phosphorylase. The coding region runs from base 1 to 1128 and encodes 375 amino acids. The transcript has a single exon. Gene Ontology annotation, biological process: nucleoside metabolic process. Lineage: Eukaryota; Fungi; Ascomycota; Eurotiomycetes; Eurotiales; Aspergillaceae. The record is from RefSeq and is a predicted model, not a curated record. Gene Ontology annotation, molecular function: catalytic activity.